GCCACUUGCCAACCACCUGUCACACAGCCACCCCAUGCCUGUUGCUGCUUGGCACCCACUGGGAGACAAGGAUGUGAAUAAACCUCAUCUGAGCUGGCUGCCAGGUCCUAAUGGGCAGGUCCGGUCCGCCCUGUGGGAGAAGUGCUACCCGGUGAGGCAUAAAACCCCGGGAUUCUGGCUGGAGGCAGCUCCUGAGAUUGCUGGCAUGAAGGGGAGCCGUGCCCUCCUGCUGGUGGCCCUCACCCUGUUCUGCAUCUGCCGGCUGGCCACAGGGGAGGACUGCAAUGAGUUUUUCAUGGACUUCCUGCAAACACUACUGGUGGGGACCCCAGAGGAGCUCUAUGAGGGGCCCCUGGGCAAGUACAAUGUCAACGAAGAUGCCAAGGCAGCAAUGACUGAACUCAAGUCCUGCAUAGACGGCCUGCAGCCAAUGCACAAGGCAGAGCUGAUUAAGUUGCUGGUAUGA
This is a messenger RNA of Chlorocebus sabaeus (green monkey), 466 nucleotides long. It is a transcript of the gene SCGB1C1, whose product is annotated as secretoglobin family 1C member 1. NCBI's taxonomy places the organism in Eukaryota, Metazoa, Chordata, Mammalia, Primates, Cercopithecidae. The record is from RefSeq and is a predicted model, not a curated record.